CGAGCCCUGCCCCGGCGCGUCGUCGAUUCGGGGCCUCGUCUCGUUGCGUUCAGCGCCUUCGCUCUUCGUUCCCUCUCGGCGGCGGCGGCGGCGGCGGAGGAGGAGGAGGGGGAGGAGAUGGCGCACAGGCUGCUGCGGGACGCCCAGGCGGAUGGGUGGGAGCGGUCGGACUUUCCCAUCAUCUGCGAGUCAUGCCUCGGCGACAACCCCUACGUCCGGAUGUUAAGAGCAGAAUAUGACAAAGAGUGCAAGAUAUGUGCGCGUCCUUUUACUGUCUUCCGGUGGCGACCUGGUCGGGAUGCAAGGUACAAGAAGACAGAGAUCUGCCAGACAUGUUGCAAGCUGAAAAAUGUCUGCCAGGUCUGCCUGCUGGACCUUGAAUAUGGUCUACCGGUUCAGGUUCGGGACACAGCACUCACUAUCAAUUCGAAUGAUGCGAUUCCACGGAGUGAUGUGAAUCGUGAGUACUUUGCAGAAGAGCAUGAUCGCAGGGCCAGAGCUGGUAUAGACUAUGAUUCUUCCAAUGGGAAGGCCCGUCCAAAUGAUACCAUUCUGAAGCUUCAGAGGACAACACCAUAUUACAAGAGGAACCGAGCUCAUGUCUGCAGUUUCUAUGUGCGCGGUGAAUGUACAAGAGGUUCCGAGUGCCCAUAUCGGCAUGAGAUGCCUGAAACUGGGGAGUUAUCUCAGCAGAACAUCAAAGAUCGUUAUUAUGGAGUUAAUGAUCCAGUUGCAUUGAAACUUUUGAGUAAGGCUGGUGAGAUGCCAUCACUCGCACCGCCAGAUGAUGAGAGUAUAAGGACCCUCUACAUUGGUGGACUCGAUACCAGAGUAACUGAGCAGGAUUUGAGGGAUCAGUUUUAUGCCCAUGGUGAAAUUGAUUCCAUAAGGAUGGUACUUCAACGUGCAUGUGCAUUUGUGACAUACACUACAAGAGAAGGCGCUGAGAAGGCUGCAGAGGACCUUGCUAACAAGCUAGUCAUAAAGGGUGUGCGCCUGAAGCUCAUGUGGGGCAAGCCGCAGGCUCCAAAGCCAGAGGAGGAUGAGGCUGCGAGGCAAGGGCAUGUUUCCCAUGGAGGAUUGCUCCCUAGGGCUGUCAUAUCUCAGCAGCAGAGCGGUGACCAGCCUCAACCUCCUGGGAUGGAGGGCCAACAGCAACCAGCACCAGCAUCAUAUUACUUCAACAUUCCAGCACCAGCAGCAGCGGAGCGGACUCUGUAUCCUUCCAUGGAUCCUCAGAGGAUGGGUGCUUUGGUCAAGUCACAGGACGGAGAAGGCAAACCAGGGCCACUGCCAGCUGGGCAAUCUCAGCCAUCAAGCAGCUCAGGACAGAGCUAUCCUGCGCCACCGCCAUACUACCACGGCCAGUACCCACCAUACUAUCCACCAUAUGGUGGCUACAUGCCUCCACCUCGCAUGCCAUAUCCACCGCAGUAUCCACCAUAUCAGCCUAUGCUAGCACCACCAGCACAAGCACAAGCUAGUUCGUCCCAACAUCAAGUGCAAGCAGGACAGCAGCCGCCUCAUGGCCCUCCAGUUCAGCAGCAGCAGCCUCAUGGCCCUCCUCCAGCUCAGCAGCAGCCUCAGGGCCCUCCAGCUCAGCAGCAGCCAACUCAGAACUGAAGUCCUUACAAGAUGCUGAAUAUUGCUACUGUUGUAAUUCCUGGAAUCUGCUCUGCAGGAGAAUGUUACUCUUGUUGGUUACCAGCUUCUGUAUUUCCUAAUUUGUGGUUAACAGCGGAACUUAGCAGCAUUGCUUAUCUGAUUUUGAGAUAUACUGGAUUUAUCCUUUCACUAAAUUUUGUGUUGUCAA
Molecule: messenger RNA, 1813 nt
Organism: Phragmites australis (common reed)
Lineage: Eukaryota; Viridiplantae; Streptophyta; Magnoliopsida; Poales; Poaceae
Product: zinc finger CCCH domain-containing protein 49-like
Exons: 4
Coding region: 118-1623 (501 amino acids)
Cellular component (GO): U2-type catalytic step 2 spliceosome; U2-type catalytic step 1 spliceosome; Prp19 complex
Molecular function (GO): U6 snRNA binding; metal ion binding; pre-mRNA binding
Source: RefSeq, a predicted model, not a curated record